AUGUACCAAGGCUAUCGCGACGAGGACGUGCCUGGGCAAAAGAUUAAUAUAACGUACGCGAUGAAGAUUCUCUACGCUAUGUCCAUCGCCUACAACCCCAUCAUGGUCGCCAUCAAAGCUUCUUUCCUCUGGUCUCUUCAGAAGCUGCGCUCCCCACGAGUCUGGAUUCGGCGAUCACUCUGGGUUAUCCAGUGUAUUAAUCUUGCAUAUGGCAUUGGACAUCUCAUUGUCACUUCGAUUCCCUGCCUCCCCGUAAAGAAGAAGUGGUACCCCCAAAUACCUGGCAGAUGUUACGAUGGACGCAAGCACGUCAUCGGUACUAUCUCGAUCGUCCUAAUUACUGACGUUAUGGUGUUGAUUAUGCCUACUUGGAUCAUCUACGAUAUCCAAAUGCCGCGCUUGCGCAAACUCAUGACCAUAGCCUUCCUCUCGCUCGGCUGCAUUGUCCUUGUCAUCGGUGUGCUCCGUCUCAGGUUCCUCAUGGGGACCUUCAACGGUAGCAACACCUCAUACUCGCUCGAACCUUCAUAUUCAUCCAUCGAAGCCGCUGUUGCUCUCAUUGCGGCCUCAGGUCCCACCAUCAAAUGGAUGUUGAGCGCCUGCAUUCCGGCACUGCGCACCCCAGAGCAGAAAGCAUCAAGCUACAAGCCGAGCUCAGGCAGCAAUGCAAUCUCGCGCAGCAUCCAGCGGUCCAAGGUCAGAGCGGGUUACGAUAGUUACGACGAGCUAGGAACCCGGAAAGGAGAUGGCUUUAAAAGUACCGAUGAGAUCCAGCUGAAGGAUAACUGGGGACGGUGGAGGGGCGGUGAUGCGAACAGCGAUGAUCAGAGGAUCACAGGUUCAGAUGAUGGCAUUAUGAAGACGGUCUAUGUGUCCCAGACGAGAUCGCCAGUCAGGCCAGCGGAUGUAGUGUGA
Molecule: messenger RNA, 915 nt
Organism: Lindgomyces ingoldianus
Lineage: Eukaryota; Fungi; Ascomycota; Dothideomycetes; Pleosporales; Lindgomycetaceae
Exons: 2
Coding region: 1-915 (304 amino acids)
Source: RefSeq, a predicted model, not a curated record